This is a messenger RNA of Oncorhynchus keta (chum salmon), 2714 nucleotides long. RefSeq lists its product as uncharacterized. Bases 909 to 1823 code for a protein of 304 amino acids. The record is from RefSeq and is a predicted model, not a curated record. The transcript has 2 exons. Lineage: Eukaryota; Metazoa; Chordata; Actinopteri; Salmoniformes; Salmonidae.
CGUGUCUCUCACACACACACACACACACACACACACACACACACACACACACACACACACACACACACACACACACACACACACACACACACACACACACACACACACACACACACACACACACACACACACACACACACACACACACACACACAGGUAGUCCUCUACAAGGGGGAGGGAAGAAAAGGUCUUGACAGCCACAAAUCAUGUGUGGUAGGUAGAUGUCUGUGUGUGUGAGUGGGAAGAGACAGAGGAGAGAGAGAGAGAGGGAUAGCCUCAGUCCCCAGUCCAGAUGAAGGGUGUAUUCUUCUUGGCUGUACAAAGAGCCCCAUUAUGGUGAGAGCUGUGAAGAGGCGUAUCCUCCCGCCUGGGCCUGAGUCUGGGCCCUCUGCUAGGUGAACCCCCCCUCCAGUGGUUUCUCCUGUUCUGUCUCCUCCUCAGACGUGGUGGAACCCAGACAGAUACUCUAUGCUACAGUUCUUAUGGUCAGGACAACACUUACUCAUAGGGAUACACAAUUUCAUACGCUUGAAAAAUAAUAGGCCUGCAAGCCUUGUUUAACUCGAUAGACCACGUAGCAUCAAAACUUUUGUUGAGAUGCUUGACGCAUUUCAAGCAGCUUUUUUCUGAAAUGACUGACUGCAAAUAUCUGAAGUAGCACAUUUUUCCCAGAUGUGUACUUCCACUGUGUACACAAUACAAGCAGCUCACCCAGAUGACUGUAGGGUUGGGAGAUGACUGUAGACUCACCCAGAUGACUGUAGGGUUGGGAGAUGACUGUAGGCUCACCCAGGUGACUGUAAGGUUGGGAGAUGACUGUAGACUCACCCAUAUGACUGUAGGGUUGGGAGAUGACUGUAGGCUCACCCAGAUGACUAGGGUUGGGAGAUGACUGUAGGCUCACCCAGAUGACUGUAGGGUUGGGAGAUGACUGUAGGCUCACCCAGAUGACUGCAGGGCUGGGAGAUGACUGUAGACUCACCCAGAUGACUGUAGGGUUGGGAGAUGACUGUAGACUCACCCAGAUGACUGUAGGGUUGGGAGAUGACUGUAGACUCACCCAGAUGACUGUAGGUUUGGGAGAUGACUGUAGACUCACCCAGAUGACUGUAGGGUUGGGAGAUGACUGUAGGCUCACCCAGAUGACUGUAGGGUUGGGAGAUGACUGUAGGCUCACCCAGGUGACUGUAAGGUUGGGAGAUGACUGUAGGCUCACCCAGAUGACUGUAGGGUUGGGAGAUGACUGUAGGCUCACCCAGAUGACUGUAGGGUUGGGAGAUGACUGUAGGCUCACCCAGAUGACUGUAGGGUUGGGAGAUGACUGUAGGCUCACCCAGAUGACUGUAGGGUUGGGAGAUGACUGUAGGCUCACCCAGAUGACUGUAGGGUUGGGAGAUGACUGUAGGCUCACCCAGAUGACUGUAGGGUUGGGAGAUGACUGUAGGCUCACCCAGAUGACUGUAGGGUUGGGAGAUGACUGUAGGCUCACCCAGAUGACUGUAGGGUUGGGAGAUGACUGUAGGCUCACCCAGAUGACUGCAGGGCUGGGAGAUGACUGUAGGCUCACCCAGAUGACUGCAGGGCUGGGAGAUGACUGUAGGCUCACCCAGAUGACUGUAGGGUUGGGAGAUGACUGUAGGCUCACCCAGAUGACUGCAGGGCUGGGAGAUGCUUUGGGUGUUAUUGUUUAUGUUCUCUGUGCUGUGCGUAUGUACACACAUUUUCAGGUGGGUUGGGCUACUCGUUGUGACGAGGGCGUGAGUCUUGUCUCUGGGAUAUGUGGUAUGUAUGUGUGUUUGAGUAUGUGUGUGUACUGUAUUUGAGUGUGUGUGUUAAGUCCAGGCUUAGCCAGGUAUGGCAUGUAUGAACUUGCAGGCCUGAAGGCAGUCCCCCCCCUCACACGCACACACACACACACACUCACUCCUCCCUCCUGCAUUUCAAGUGUUGAAAGACUGUGAAGGUGUGGUUUUGCGAAAGAGAGAGCAACACACCCAAGUGUAUUGUUGUAACACCGGGGACGUUUUUGAACUGAGCCAUCUCUUUUCACUUCAUUCUCCCCCAAGAAGUUAUGUGCCUCAAUUGGUGGCGUGCCACCAUUUUAUAAAUCAUAUUUGUAGUAGGCUAUUAGUUAUCAGUCCUUGACCGUAUGACCGUAUUGACCGUAUCAGUCCUUGACCGGCUUGACCGUAUGUGUGAAGACCUCAACAACAAAUGUUGGCAUCUAUUUAGGCAUCAUGGCCGAAUUCAAACUCUGGUGAAUUCUACAAUUGAAACUCCAGUGAAUCAAAAUGCCUUCCUGAAUUUCACCUAUUGAUGUGUAGUCUGUCUGGAGGAUGCUCCUUAUACAAAUAAGAGCAUAUUUGAAAACAGCCUUUAUAAAACAAACUGCUUUCACAGGCUGUUCUGCCAUUCAUCUGCGUACUGAUAUGGACAAUCAAUGUCCGUUGGUGAACUACUAGACUAUUAACUCACUUGAACUUAACAGACCUUUAAAAAGAGCUGCACAUAAAUUUUGAGUGGAGCAAGGCAGCAUUAUAACUGCAGGCUCUGUUUUAGGUGCUGCUAGCUGGUGUGUGUGGGUGUGUGUGUGUGUGUGUGUGUGUGCGCGCACCCCAGAAUUUAUAGAGUGGGGCUGUCACUGCUGCCCCCUGAUUGAAUGUGCCAUUUGUUGCACAGAUAGACAACUGUCAGUGGAGAGCAGUCCAGGCCCA